AUGGAAGCUGAAAAGCCAAAGAUGAUCUAUAGACCUCUCGGUAACACCGGACUCAAUGUCUCCAUUCUCUCAUAUGGUACAUGGUUGACUGCUCAUGAUGAGAAAGCUGAAGCUGACAUCAUUGAGUGCAUGAAGAAAGCCUGGGAACUUGGAGUGAACACCUUUGAUACUGCUGAGAUAUACGGAAAGGGUACUGCAGAGACCAUCAUGGGUAAAGGCCUGAAAGCAAUCGGAGCUGCAAGAGAAGAUCUAGUCAUCACCACCAAACUGAUGCACUGUGGAAGUGGUCCUAAUGAUUCCUUGCUCAGCAGAAAGCAUCUGGUAGAAGGUGUGAAGAAUUCUUUGAAGAGACUUGACCUUGAAUACGUUGAUGUUAUCUUCUGUCACAGACCAGAUACUCAGACAACAAUGGUAGAGACUUGCAGAGCUAUGGACUGGAUUGUUGAGGAAGGGUAUGCCUUCUACUGGGCUACCUCUGAGUGGACUGCAGAUCAGAUUGCUAGAGCCAUGGAGAUCUGUGAGAAGGAGGAUCUCAACAAGCCAAUUGCUGAUCAAUGUCAAUACAAUGCGAUCAAAAGAGAGAAUUUCGAGAAGAAUCUUAGACACUCUUAUGAGAACUAUAAAUACGGAACCACCAUCUGGUCUCCACUUGCUAUGGGACUUCUGACUGGUAAAUACAACAGUGGAGAGUUCCCAGAAGGAUCAAGAUUCCAUCCUGACUCCGGCCAGAGCCAUUUCUUAUCCAGCUACUUUGGCAAAGAUAACAAAGAUAAGGAUACAGUUCUUGAGAAAAUGAACAAGUUCACUAAGAUUGCUGAAGAAGUUGGAUGCACUACUUCCCAGCUUGGUCUUGCUUGGACUCUUGCCAACAGAGAUGUAAGCACUUGCAUCUUUGGAGCUACCAAGGUUAGCCAGGUCGAAGAUAACAUGGGCGCUCUUGAAAUAGCUUCAAAGUGGACUGAAGAGCUUGAAGAGAAGAUUGAAGAAGUUCUUGCUAAUCAGCCAGAGCCAGAGAUGGACUAUAACACCUGGGCUGCAAGAAGACCAAGAAGAAAAGUUGCAUUGGAUUAUAACAUACCAAGUCUUAAGGAAUAA
Moneuplotes crassus is the source of this 1095-nucleotide messenger RNA. NCBI's taxonomy places the organism in Eukaryota, Ciliophora, Spirotrichea, Euplotida, Euplotidae. The record is from the annotation of a GenBank genome assembly.